Molecule: messenger RNA, 1251 nt
Organism: Coccinella septempunctata (seven-spotted ladybird)
Lineage: Eukaryota; Metazoa; Arthropoda; Insecta; Coleoptera; Coccinellidae
Exons: 1
Coding region: 8-1066 (352 amino acids)
Biological process (GO): DNA replication, removal of RNA primer
Molecular function (GO): nucleic acid binding; RNA-DNA hybrid ribonuclease activity
Source: RefSeq, a predicted model, not a curated record
CAAUCUGAUGGACGUAAAAGAUAAUAUUGUAUCCUCUGAAUCUCUCGUACAAUUUUCUCUGGAAUAUGGUUUAUUGCGUCGAUUGGAAGAGAUCCACAUCCCUACAUACGCAGAAUAUGCCCAAGUCGACUUCCUGUACACAAUAGAGACUUAUUAUGAAGGGUUCCAUCAGAUCUUCACUGACGCCUCAAAGUCUCGGGAUGGAGUGGGAUGUGCAUUUCAUGAUCCAUCCACGAACAUAAAUAGAAAAUUCAGGUUGAACAACCAUCAUUCAGUAUUUACAGCAGAGCUUUUUUCAAUAUUCAAGAGUCUGGAGUAUGUGGAAGAAAAAUACCAAGAAUUUGCUUCUGAUAAAAUCCUAAUAUUAUCUGAUAGCCGCAGUUGCUUAUCCUCCCUCUCAAUUCUUAGGCUUGAUUAUACCUUCACAAUCAUUCAUAAAUACAUUUUGGAAACCCUAGCCAAACUGAAAUCCUGGGGCCUACAAGUACAUUUUCUAUGGGUAAAAUCACACGUGGGAAUAGAGGGAAACGAGGUAGUGGAUGAAUUAGCUAAACAGGCUUCAAGGAUGGAUAUAGUGGAGUGCAGGAUCUAUUCACCUCGAGAUCUUAUACCCCACAUAAAGAGUACUAUGUUUGCAAAAUGGGAGGGAAUCUACAACACUCAGACAAAGGCCAAACAUUAUAAAUCAAUCCAGCCUAUACCGGUGAAACACCCUUGGUUUAAUAACAAACAAUUUACUCGCUCAAUCAAUGAAGAGGUAGAAUCCAGAGAUUUUGUCCGAGUGAUAUCAAGAUUGAGAAGUGGUCAUACUAUAUGCCCCAAAUAUCUGCACCAAAUCAGGAAAAAGACUGACAAUCUAUGUGAUUGUGGAGAGAUUGGAGAUUUGGAGCAUAUCAUUCUCAGGUGUUCCAAAAACCGACGCAAUCUUGAGACUACAAUAAUAAAUAUUUGUUCGAUUCUUAAAACCAAAUACCCUUUUAAUCUCAGCAGCAUAAUGGCUACCAACAACCCAAGGGUAUAUUAUGAAGUCUAUAAAUUUGUUAAGAAUAGUGAUCUGAUUAUAUAGCCAGAAUUUAUUCAGUCCCUAUAUUCCCUUCCUCUGGUCCGUUGCUCAGUCUUGUAAGUGUAUGAAGAAAAAAUCGCUUUGAUGAGCACCUCUGCGUAUUGUAUCCUCGUGAAUCCCAAAAUGUUUAAAUCCUAUGUAUGUAUAACCCUAAUAUUGUUAAUGUCUAAUCAGAUGGCUGAUAUCGA